GGCACCGUGCGGCAGCGCAGCCCCGACGCCUCCGCCUCAGCCAUGUCCUCCAGCUCUCCCCCGGGCGAACACAAGAGCCGGAGCCUGGGCCGGCUUUCCCUGCCUAGGAAGGGCAGUAUGACGCCCGGCAAGAAGCCCCCCUCGCUGGAGCUGGCCGAGAGCGUCCCGAACGCCCACUACACGCCGCUCCCCGAGGGGCAGGGCGGGCGGCCGCCGGCAGGCAGCGGUCCCGCAGCGACGCGGGAAAGGCCGCCACACGUGAAGAGCGAUGUGGUGGUGGUGGGCGCGGAAAGCUCGCGGCCCCCGGUCAGCCUGGACCCCCGCGUCUCCAUCUAUAGCCUCCGCAAACCGCUGCUGAGCCGCAGCAACAUCCAGGGCCGGGUGUACAACUUCUUGGAGCGGCCGACGGGUUGGAAGUGCUUCGUGUACCAUUUCACAGUCUUCCUUAUUGUGCUGAUAUGCCUUAUCUUCAGUGUGCUUUCUACAAUUGAACAGUAUGCAGCUCUUGCUACAGGGACGCUGUUUUGGAUGGAAAUUGUAUUAGUGGUAUUCUUUGGAACAGAAUAUGUGGUUCGGUUAUGGUCAGCAGGAUGUCGCAGUAAAUAUGUUGGAAUAUGGGGAAGGCUUCGUUUUGCUAGGAAGCCCAUUUCAAUCAUCGAUUUAAUUGUAGUUGUCGCUUCCAUGAUAGUUCUGUGUGUGGGCUCUAAAGGUCAAGUCUUUGCAACCUCAGCUAUCAGGGGCAUCCGUUUCCUGCAGAUUUUGCGGAUGCUGCACGUUGACCGUCAGGGUGGCACGUGGAGGCUGUUGGGAUCAGUCGUCUUCAUACACAGACAAGAACUGAUAACUACACUCUACAUUGGAUUUCUGGGCCUGAUUUUUUCCUCUUAUUUUGUGUACCUGGCUGAAAAAGAUGCUGUAAAUGAUUCUGGAGAAACAGAGUUUGGCAGCUAUGCAGAUGCCCUAUGGUGGGGAGUAGUGACAGUUACAACUAUUGGCUAUGGGGAUAAAGUACCUCAGACCUGGAUUGGAAAGACCAUUGCUUCUUGUUUUUCAGUGUUCGCAAUUUCAUUUUUUGCACUACCUGCGGGAAUCCUUGGUUCAGGCUUUGCCCUGAAGGUACAGCAGAAACAAAGACAGAAGCAUUUCAACCGUCAAAUUCCAGCUGCUGCCUCUCUCAUACAGACUGCCUGGAGAUGCUAUGCAGCAGAAAACCCAGACUCUUCGACAUGGAAAAUAUAUAUUCGAAGACCUGCCAGAAAUUAUCAUUUGCUGUCACCCAGUCCAAAACCAAAGAAAUCAGUGAUGGUCAAAAAGAAGAAAUUUAAGCUAGACAAGGACAACGGGCCUUUUUCUCCAGACAAGAUGUUAACAGUUCCACACAUCACUUAUGACCAUGUGACGGAUGACAAGAAACCUGAUUUCUGUUUUGAUACAUAUGAAAAUUCUGGACAAACAGGAAUGUUAAAAUUGCUUGAUUGUCAGCGUUCCUGGCCAUCCUUUUCCACAGACCAGCAAUCUUCCAGCGCUCCUUCCUCUCCAGUGAGAAAAAGCCCGACGUUUUUAGAUGUGAACACAGGACCCUUCAUCAGGACCAACAGUUUUGCCGAUGAGCUUGACCUGGAGGGUGAAACGCUGUUAACCCCAAUAACUCACAUCUCACAGAGGCCUGAUGAGAAUGGAAGAAAAGUAGCUGAUCGUACCAUGAGCGAACACGACUUGAGGCUGAGAGAACAUCACCGUGCUGCAAUUAAAGUGAUCCGAAGAAUGCAGUAUUUUGUGGCCAAGAAAAAGUUUCAGCAAGCUAGAAAGCCAUACGAUGUCCGAGAUGUUAUUGAGCAGUAUUCCCAGGGUCAUCUCAACCUGAUGGUGCGAAUCAAGGAGUUACAGAGAAGGUUGGAUCAGUGCAUAGGGAAGCCAUCUCUUUUCAUCUCUGUCUCAGAAAAAAGCAAAGAUCGAGGGAAUAACACGAUUGGUGCCCGGCUGAACAGAGUGGAGGACAAGGUUACGCAGAUGGACCAGAAACUGAACCUCAUUACUGAGAUGCUGCAUCGUCUGGUUUCAAGUCAUCAGGGGGAUCAAGGGAACAACAGGUCAUCUCAGAAAGGCAACAGCAUUAAUUCAGAUCUCUUCCUCCCAAACAACACCCUGCCAACCUACGAGCAACUGACCGUGCCGGGAAGAAAUGAAGACGAUAUAUCCUGAUGUGGUAAAAGUUGGGUUGGGUUCUUCCCACCUUUCUCCUUUAAAUGGAACUUGGAAGGAAAUUCAGUUCAUCAGACAUCCGAGAAAACACAUGACUGCAAUAUCUAUACUACUGGUCUCAAAUGCACUCUUCUAAAACCACUCGUAAUAGCCCAAGGAUUGACAGGCUGUGUUCUACCAGGCAAAACCUACCAAAGCUCCACAUUGAUUCUAUUGAUGAACAAAAAUUAUAGCAACUCAUUAUUGCUCAGAAAGACCAAAACAAUGUUAAAGGCAGGCAAAAUUGCAAAGAUUUAGAGCUCCUUUAAUAAUAAUAACAGUAAUAAUAAUAUUGUAAUAAUACUUGAACUUAGAUAAGAACUCUGCAUUUUGUUUAUGAACCUGCAGAUAGCAAUAUAUUUCUACUACUAAGGUUUUUAAAACAAAAUAGGAUAACUUAUGUUGUUUUUAUUGUAUAAAUAUACCACUAACAUUCUUGCGAAUGACAAACCACAUGCUGAAUGAUUUUCUUUUGCUGUUUUAUUUUAACGUUGCUACAUAAACAUUAUCAGAUAAUGACCAGAUUUUUUUAAUCUGUUUUUCUUCAGGGAGGAACUAAUACUUAAUCUGGAACAAUACUAUUUAUAGUGGAAAGCGCUAUAGAUUUUUUAAGAUACCAGUUUUUAACAGGGAGACAAUAAAGUAUUACAUAGAAAAAUGAUUCUGCUUUCUAGAAAAUUGUUGCCAAAGAAUUUAUAUAUAAACAGAAAACGCAGUGGUCUGAAUGUACUUGUCCUGAAAUAGCUUUUUAAAAAGAAGACCCACUACUUCUUAAAUCAAUUUUUUAUUUUUUUUUCAGCUUAUGCUAUCCAAGAGUAGUACAGCAGUAUAACGUGACUGGACUUGCAGGUCAAGUGCUUGAGCUGGCCACUUUCUGAGCAUCCAUAAUUCUCAUAGGAAUCAUGGCUCCAGUUCAGGAAAGCCUCCCUUGUCCAGACAGCAUUUAACAGUUUUCUGAAUAAUUGAAUGAGAAAUUCUGGUCCCUACCAAAGUCAUUAGAUAUUCAGAAGUGCCAGCUCCAAUCAAAAGGACGCAGGGCCUAACCUGCAAGCCACCUCACCCCACAUUAUAGUUGCAAUAAGAACAGCAGUGUUUGGCUUGGUGUGAUUUUUCACAUGCACAACGUGAGCAGGAAAACGUGAGCAGGAUUGGAGCUUUGCUUACUAAAAUUGAAAUUCAACCCUUGCUGAUAGUUAACACCUCUACCAUGCACACUUCCUUGAAAGUGGAACGUCCUUAAAUUUGACAGUGUUGUAAAAUGGAGGAUUACAACAUAGCUAAUUAAUGCUAUGAAAGACUUCAGUGUUUGAAAGCAAGAAGACAUAUAUAUACAUAUAUAAAUAUAUAUAUAUAUAUAAACUGAUGCCCUAAAGCCUCAUAAUUUUGCUCAGCAGUUAGCAUUAGCAGUCUUUAGGAUGUAUAAGCAGUCUGAAAUACUGAUGUGUAAUGACCUGAGAUCGCAGGGAACCAUCUCAUAGUAUUGCUUACAUGCUGAGCCUUGUUUUAAACGUGAAACAUUUCACCUCUUUCACUUGGACUGCAGAGGAAAGUAUACUGUAUUUAUGUUAUAAUCAUCUCAUCUUGCUGCUGUACAGUAGAUACAUGUUAAGGGUGGAGAAAUGUAUGGACAUAAACAGGAAUUGUACCUGGGCAUUACGUUUUAUAGAAAUCAAAAUUAUUGUGAUGAUUUUGAAUAUUUUUAAAUAAGAUUAACUGUGUAAUUUUAGAUUAUUGAUCAAUCUCUAAUUUCCUAAUAAAAUACAAGAGAAGAUUA
This is a messenger RNA of Lagopus leucura (white-tailed ptarmigan), 4015 nucleotides long. It is a transcript of the gene KCNQ1, whose product is annotated as potassium voltage-gated channel subfamily Q member 1. The record is from RefSeq and is a predicted model, not a curated record. The transcript is spliced from 19 exons. Lineage: Eukaryota; Metazoa; Chordata; Aves; Galliformes; Phasianidae. Gene Ontology annotation, biological process: potassium ion transport; transmembrane transport. The coding region runs from base 43 to 2202 and encodes 719 amino acids. Gene Ontology annotation, cellular component: voltage-gated potassium channel complex; membrane. Gene Ontology annotation, molecular function: voltage-gated potassium channel activity.